Aureobasidium musti is the source of this 1491-nucleotide messenger RNA. NCBI's taxonomy places the organism in Eukaryota, Fungi, Ascomycota, Dothideomycetes, Dothideales, Saccotheciaceae. The record is from the annotation of a GenBank genome assembly.
AUGGUCAAGGAUACCGCAUACUAUGACGCGCUAGAAGUGCCCNCCACUGCCACCGACGUCGAGAUCAAGAAGGCAUACCGCAAACUCGCCAUCCGCCUGCAUCCCGACAAGAACCCCGGCGACGAGACAGCAAGUGCCAAGUUCCAGGAAAUCGGCGAGGCUUAUCAGGUCCUCAGCGACGAGAAACUUCGCAAGCAAUAUGACGACUAUGGCAAGGAGGGUGCCAUGCCCAACACAGGUNUUCGGUACGAGACUCGACAUGUGCUACAAACUACGACAAGAGUUGACCAUUUUACAGAGGACCCCUCCGAGAUGUUCAACGAGAUCUUCGGUGGCCAUGCCUUCGCAGACUGGAUCGGCGAAAUCUCCAUGGUCCGCGACAUGGAGAAGUCGAUGGAAAUCACCAUGCGUCACGAGGAAGAAAACGCUGCUGCCGAAGCAGAAGCUGAAGCUGCUGCCGCCGCCGUCGAUGAGAAGAAAGCAAGUAUGGACAAGACCGUUCACGAAUCCGCUGCCCAGUCCCACGCCGGUGCUGCCGCCGACCUGAAGGACGGUAUGGAGAAGAUGAACCUUUCCGAAGAGGAACCCGCACCGCCAGCCUACUCGCAAGAAAGACCGAAGGGAGUACCUACUCGUCUUGCCCUCACAGACCGUGCCGAAGAAGAAGCUCGUAUGGAAGCCGCGGGUGUCACCGAAGCAGAGAAGAGCCUACGCGCAAAAGAGAAGAAGAAGGGUGGCUUGACCAAGGAGCAAAAGGAGGAACUAGCUGCCUUCGAGGCCGAGCGAGAGCGCGCACGUGAGGAGCGUAUCGAGGACUUGUCCAAGAAGCUCAUCAACCGCGUCAGUGUAUGGACGGAGACCGACAAGGGCAAGGACGUCACAUCAUCAUUCCGCAAGAAGAUGGAGCAAGAAGUCGAGAACCUUAAGAUGGAGUCAUUCGGCCUGGAGAUCCUACACGCCAUCGGCCAGACCUACACACAAAAAGCCGCCACUUUCAUCAAGAGCCAGAAACCCAUUAUUGGUGGUGUUACCGGCUUCUUCUCGCGCCUGAAGGACAAGGGCACGCUCGUCAAGGAGACUUGGGGUACAGUCAGCACCGCUAUCAGCGCGCAGAUGGAAAUAGAAGAGAUGGCUCGCGCAGAGGAACGCGGAGGUGACGACUGGACCGACGAGAAGAAGGCCGACUUUGAGCGUCGCGUGACAGGCAAGAUUCUAGCCGCCGCAUGGCGAGGCUCAAAGUUCGAGAUCCAGAGCGUGCUCCGCGACGUCUGCGACAAGGUCCUCUACGACAAAACCGUCAAGGUCGACAAGCGUGUUGAGCGUGCCCACGCUUUGCUCGUCAUCGGAGAGGUCUUCUCCAAGGCCGCACGCAGUGCUGACGAAGAGGGUGACCAUCUCGCAUUCGAGCAGCUCAUGGCCGAGGCUGCCCAAAAGAAGGAGAAAAAGAAGAAGGACAAGGAGCCUAAGGAGCCCAAAGAACCCAAGGCGUAG